AUGUUCUAUGAAUUCGCCACUCGAGGACAGAUGGUCAGGUUAGUUCUUUUCUUCUUUUCCUAAUAAAAGCACAAAAAAGGCAAGCAGGUGAAGUAAUAUUAUCCGAACGGGUAACUUUAUUGCCUCCCACAUGUUUUUGUGAACGACACUUAUUGUUUGUCUGUUCAUUUACUGAACCUCGUCACACAAAUGAAUUCCGCCGUUUUCAGUCCUUAUUACUACAAUUGCACUGGAACCUCUCCUUUCACCGAGUCUAAGCCCAUUGUCGGAGCAAUCUACAUGAGCAUCGGAGUGAUCUCUCAGAUCAUCUACGUCCUGGCCCUCUACACAAUAUUCCGUUCACCCAGUCUCUUCACUCAUCCAUGCUACAAAAUCAUGUUCUUCCUCGGUAUUCCCGACGUUCUCUGUCUGAUCUUUUGCGCGGACCUCGCUGGAUUCUACUCGAUCUAUGGCCUUCAUCCGUGCUACGCAAUCAACUUCACAUUCGUGACUGGCUGCAUUUGCUUUGGUUUGUUCCGUACCCAGAACAUCAAUGGAUUCGUGUAUUCAGGCCUCUGGCACAUGAGCUGUAUGUACGUGCUUUUGCUGGCAUUCAACAGAGUCUGUGAACUCAUUGCUCCGUCCCAAUGUGCAUUUCUCUUCCGUUCCUCAUACUUCAAAUGCCUCCUUUUCCUGCCUGUUUUCUAUUUUAUCUACUUCACUUUCUUCACCAAACCAACCUUCUUUCAACCGUCCGUCUCCGCUUUCCUUCUGAAUCCAAUGAGCGAAGUGACAAAGAACUUUCCUGCCGAAUAUUAUACAGUGCAAGCAUACGUUUUCAACAACUUCUUCGUCAUGUUUUUCAUCGGAACCUGUUAUAUUAUAAUCUGUUCGUAUCUUAUAAUAGAAAGCUGGAAGAGCCAAAUAAAGCAGACGUCUGCUUUGGUGAAAAGAGUGAGUUGGGCUGGGAAGGACACGAGAACGGGCUUGCUUCCAGGUCACCUACCAAUGUCUGAUUGUGUGCACUUGCCACUUCAUCGGAUGCUUUCUCUACGUCUACAUCCAAUACUUCUCGAUGCCCGAUGUCCUCAACUAUGUCUGUCACUUUGCAUGGAUUGGCAACCACAGUGAGUUCACCGGAACCUUUGUGGACUGA
Molecule: messenger RNA, 1135 nt
Organism: Caenorhabditis sp. 36 PRJEB53466
Lineage: Eukaryota; Metazoa; Nematoda; Chromadorea; Rhabditida; Rhabditidae
Source: the annotation of a GenBank genome assembly